CUCAGACAUUUGACACAUAUUUGUUGAAUAAGUGAAUGCCAGGUUAAACUGACUUUGAAUUCAUCACUCCUGGCAGAAAUCGCCACAACCUGAUGGGCGCAGAGCAGAGCUUGAUAAAUCCCCGCCCCCACAGCUUUUGGAAGGCGGUGGAAGAUUGGGAACGUGUACAAUCCCAGGUGGUAAACAUUAAGGCUUGGGAGAUACUCAAGAGGAGUCAGCAGCCACAGGACAAGGAGAUCUCUUAUGGCUGCUUAAGUCCACAUCAAUGGCUGAGCAAGUAUCCAAACUGCCUGUGUUCAAGCGUUUCAAAGGCUGGAGCCCGCCCCACAGAGUAGGUGCUUUAAACUAGGCUGCUAAGAUAAAAAUAUGACCCGAAUUCAGACAGGGAUGCUGGGAAAAGAAUGAGAGAGCCCUACCUAAGCCCAGCAACCUUAUGCAGCCAAGCCUUACAGCUCAGCCGCCUAGAAGCUUCCGGGUUCCAUUCCAGGCCUUCAAUACGGCUUGACAACAAGCUCCACCCUCUGCAGCAAACGCCGUGCGCUGAUUGGCUGUCUCUAAAAACGCGGCCCUAUGGUCGCCGUCUUGGUUAACUUCGAGCUCCAACGCCGGCUCCAGUCCCGGGACUCUCGGCUUCCUAUUAGACUACCAGUUUCCAAUCAGAAGAGUUUCUGAAUCUCAGUCUUUGGAAGGCGCUAAUCAUUGGCUGCAGGAUAGGGGCGGAGCCCUAGGUCGUCGCCGGCUACGCCAGGAACAAAACCAGGGACUAAAAGCGAACCCUUUCGCAGAGCGGCCUCGCGUGGACCCACACCUGACUGCCCUCCCCAGCGGGCCCCCACCUCCCUCAGAAUGACUCUGGACGUGGGGCCGGAGGAUGAACUGCCCGACUGGGCUGCGGCCAAGGAGUUUUACCAGAAGUACGACCCUAAGGACGUCAUUGGCAGAGGAGUGAGCUCUGUGGUCCGCCGUUGUGUUCAUCGAGCCACUGGUGAUGAGUUUGCUGUGAAGAUCAUGGAGGUUACAGCUGAGCGAUUGAGUCCUGAGCAGCUAGAGGAGGUGCGGGAAGCCACUCGGCGAGAGACGCAUAUCCUUCGCCAGGUCGCCGGCCACCCCCACAUCAUCACUCUCAUCGAUUCCUACGAGUCUUCUAGCUUCAUGUUCCUGGUGUUUGACCUGAUGCGGAAGGGAGAGCUGUUUGACUAUCUCACAGAGAAGGUGGCCCUCUCAGAAAAGGAAACCAGGUCCAUCAUGAGGUCUCUGCUGGAAGCAGUGAGCUUUCUCCAUGCCAACAACAUUGUGCACCGAGACCUGAAACCCGAGAAUAUUCUCCUAGAUGACAAUAUGCAGAUCCGACUUUCAGAUUUUGGGUUCUCCUGCCACUUGGAACCUGGCGAGAAGCUUCGAGAGUUGUGUGGGACUCCAGGGUAUCUGGCACCAGAGAUCCUUAAAUGUUCCAUGGAUGAAACCCAUCCUGGCUAUGGCAAGGAGGUUGACCUCUGGGCCUGUGGGGUGAUCUUGUUCACACUCCUGGCUGGCUCGCCACCAUUCUGGCAUCGGCGCCAGAUCCUGAUGUUACGCAUGAUCAUGGAGGGCCAAUAUCGAUUUAGUUCACCUGAGUGGGAUGACCGUUCAAACACCGUCAAAGAUCUGAUCUCAAGACUGCUAAAGGUGAAUCCUGAGGAGCGCCUGACAGCUGAGCAGGCCUUGCAGCACCCCUUCUUUGAGCGCUGUGAAGGCAGCCAAUCCUGGAAUCUUACACCCCGCCAGCGGUUCCGGGUGGCAGUGUGGACAGUGCUGGCUGCUGGACGAGUGGCCUUAAGCUCACACCGAGUACGGCCAUUGACCAAGAGUGCGUUGUUGAGGGAUCCCUAUGCACUGCGGCCAGUGCGACGCCUCAUUGACAACUGUGCCUUCCGGCUCUACGGGCACUGGGUAAAGAAGGGCGAGCAGCAGAACCGGGCAGCUCUCUUCCAGCACCGGCCCCCUGGGCCUUUUCCCCUCAUGGGCACUGAAGAGGAGGGAAACACCACUGCUAUCACUGAGGAUGAGACGGCACUGGUGCAGGGCUAGGACCUUAGCCCUGGGCAGCCUCAGAAAGCAGGAUUUUCAAGGAGACUUUUAUCAUUCCAGCCCCUCUGGGCUCUGACCUCAGGCUCCCCUGCCUAGCAAAGUGCACCACUGAUCAUGCCACUGUUGUAGAGACCAGCCCUGUGUACCUACUCUCAUUGGCUUAGGGCUUAAAAUCAAAGCUCGGGUGGAAGGGGAGCCAUUCUGAAUGCCAUGCCUGGCCUUGUCAGUACUGCUUGUGCUGCAUCUGAAA
Molecule: messenger RNA, 2317 nt
Organism: Ictidomys tridecemlineatus (thirteen-lined ground squirrel)
Lineage: Eukaryota; Metazoa; Chordata; Mammalia; Rodentia; Sciuridae
Gene: Phkg2
Product: phosphorylase kinase catalytic subunit gamma 2
Biological process (GO): protein phosphorylation; glycogen metabolic process
Cellular component (GO): phosphorylase kinase complex
Molecular function (GO): ATP binding; phosphorylase kinase activity; calmodulin binding
Source: RefSeq, a predicted model, not a curated record